GGCGAGGCGCAUGCGCCUCAGAGCUUCCCGGGGGGCCGGCACUCCCGGGAAGGUUCUGUUGAACCCGUUUACCCGGGCACUGUUCACUGUUGCUGCUGCUUGCGGUCCUUGCGGUCCUCCUCCUCCUCCUCCUCCUCCUCCUCCUCUCCUCUGGGGAGCACUGCUGGCUCCGGGCUUCAGCAUCUCUUUCAAUCGAUGCCAUGAUCAGGGAGGAGCUGUCUUCAUCUUAUCAAGAGCUAAAUGAAGAUCUGGAUCAAGUGGUUGAGAACUCAGACAGAACGGAGGAAAACGAAAGGAAGGAAUCCAAAGACAAAGGCUCAGGCAUUUUGCCAGUCCUAGACAGCGAAUCUGUCAUCAACAGCAUCCGCUUCAGCAAGGCCUGCCUAAAGAAUGUGUUUUCAGUGCUGUUAAUCUUCAUUUACCUGCUGCUCAUGGCCGUGGCUGUCUUCUUGGUCUACCAGACCAUCACUGAUUUCCGGGAGAAGCUCAAGCAUCCGGUCAUGUCUGUCUCCUACAAGGAGGUGGAUCGUUACGAUGCACCAGGUAUUGCCCUGUAUCCUGGGCAGGCUCAGUUGUUAAGCUGUAAGCACCAUUAUGACGUCAUCCCCCCUUUGAACAGACCCGGGCAGCCAGGAGACGUGGACUGUACCACCAAGAGGAUUAAUUACACGGACCCUUUCUCCAACCAAACCAUGAAAUAUGCUCUGAUUGUCCAGGGACCCCGGGAAGUAAAGAAGAGGGAGCUGGUCUUCCUUCAAUUUCGCCUGAAUGAAACCAGUGAGGACUUCAGUGCCAUUGAUUACCUCCUCUUCUCUUCUUUCCAGGAGUUUGUGCGGAGCCCAGACAAAGUACGCUUCAUGCAGGACUGUGAGAGUGCCUAUUCCAGCUGGAAGUUCUCUGGAGGUUUCCGGACCUGGGUCAAAAUGUCACUUGUGAAGACGAAAGAAGAAGAUGGACGGGAAGCUGUGGAGUUCCGGCAGGAGACAAGCGUGGUGAACUACAUUGACCAGAGGCCAGCAGAGGAAAGAAGUGUCCAGCUGUUCUUUGUGGUCUUUGAGUGGAAAGAUCCCUUUAUUCAGAAAGUCCAGGAUAUCAUCACUGCCAACCCAUGGAACACAAUUGCUCUUCUUUGUGGGGCCUUCUUAGCAUUAUUCAAGGCGGCAGAGUUUGCCAAGCUAAGUGUGAAGUGGAUGAUCAAAAUUCGAAAACGCUAUCUGAAAAGGAAAAGUCAAGCAGCCAACCACAUCAGCUGAAAGUGCGUCUGCACGAUGGUGUUUACACACUGGGUAGAGCUGUGAACUUGAGGGAUGCUAACACCCCAGCUGUGACCCGCCAGCUGGUCACCACUAACUCUGCAUUUGCCUGAAUGGAUAUUUGUUAUGCUUAAGUGACAGUUUGGGAAAACCACCCUUCUGAUUUGGCCCAAGAGGAGGCUGACUGGUGCUGAGGAUAGAUCCAAAGGCAACUCCUAAAGUUAUUUAAAUGUUUUAAGUUAUUAAUGAAUCAUCUAAAAAUUGGACCAAUUUGCAAAUUGAGGUGGGAGUUCAGAGAGCUCAACCAAUGACCAAUUAAUUGUGUAAGAUGCUGUGACAUGUCUUUCUCUGUGUUUGAGAUGCACUUCGACACUCCUCAACGAUUCUGAUGGAACACAACUGCUUAAAAAGCCUGUAGUGAAUUGGGGUCUCAUUACUUAAGAUGGUUAUAAGUGCUCUGAGAAAAUCAGAUUUUUCUUUCCAUUCACAAGAACAGCAGUUCUUAGACCUGAGUCUAUGCACUUGUCCUACAGUACAUUAUUUCCCAUCAACAUGAGAAUGUCAGCAGCUGACAAGCUUUUUCAUGUGAAAUAUGAAGUGACAUAUUUUUAAAAGCUACUUGAAAUGAGUGAUUAAAUAUCUUCUGAAUGACCAUUCA
Antechinus flavipes (yellow-footed antechinus) is the source of this 1911-nucleotide messenger RNA. It is a transcript of the gene PACC1, whose product is annotated as proton activated chloride channel 1. The record is from RefSeq and is a predicted model, not a curated record. Gene Ontology annotation, cellular component: cell surface. The coding region runs from base 201 to 1253 and encodes 350 amino acids. The transcript has 8 exons. Lineage: Eukaryota; Metazoa; Chordata; Mammalia; Dasyuromorphia; Dasyuridae.